AUGGAAAAGGCUACGGCUUGUCGUGUGCUGUGUUUCUGUGUUGGUGAGUUGACGGAUUUGCUUGUUUCCGAGAUUGAUCAGGUUGUUCAUACACUGAUUCCAUUUUUGAAAUGGUACCAUGAUCCACAUGUGGAAUGUUAUUAUCCCAAAGCAUUUGCAAAAGCUGCUGCUUUGAUUCCAUUUCUGAAAUGGUAUCAUGACCCACCUGCGGAAUGUUAUUAUCCCACUGCAUUUGCAAUAGCUGCUGCUUUGAUUCCAUUUUUGACAUGGUAUGCACCGGUUCCUUAUUAUGCCAAAGCAAUUGGAAUAGCUGCUACUUUGAUUCCAUUUUUGAAAUGGUAUCAACAUCCACCCGUUGCUGAUGCACUGGUUCCACCUCUGGAACGUUAUAAUGCCAAAGCAAUUAGAAUAGCUGCUGCUUCAGUCAUGCCAAAGAUACUGAAUUCAGCUAGAGAAGUUGUAGAAUUCAGCGACCCGGCGGAAUAUGAUCAAAAUAUGCAAUACGUCGAGAUGUCAUCUGAUAAGGUCAAACUUGCUUUAGAGGAAGCUUUAGAUGUGGAACCUCACAAGAAAGUUCGUUUAGAAAUGUUGGAUUCUUUGAACAACAAUUAG
Ilex paraguariensis (yerba mate) is the source of this 612-nucleotide messenger RNA. The record is from the annotation of a GenBank genome assembly. Lineage: Eukaryota; Viridiplantae; Streptophyta; Magnoliopsida; Aquifoliales; Aquifoliaceae.